This is a messenger RNA of Postia placenta MAD-698-R-SB12, 738 nucleotides long. RefSeq lists its product as hypothetical. Gene Ontology annotation, molecular function: oxidoreductase activity. The record is from RefSeq and is a predicted model, not a curated record. NCBI's taxonomy places the organism in Eukaryota, Fungi, Basidiomycota, Agaricomycetes, Polyporales, Adustoporiaceae. The transcript is spliced from 5 exons. The coding region runs from base 1 to 738 and encodes 245 amino acids.
AUGCAAUUCUCGAGGAGGUGGUGGGAAGAGUCUCCACUCUUGGAAAGAGGCGGCGCGUCCUAUACCGAUCGCCCCACACGUAGGGUAAUUUAUCCAUCCUAUGGCAUUGGGAAAUCGAGCGGGACCAUUAUUGUCAGCUACACUACAAGUCAAGAUGCGCUGCGUCUCGGGUCUCUAGCAGGCGGCAAAGGCACGCACGCAGAGGAGCGCCUUAAGGAUGUGAUACUGAAGGAUUUGGCUGACAUGCAUCACGGCAUUGUCUCGGUCGAGACGCUGCGCAGUCUGCUGGUUGACUACGACGUCUGGUCUUGGUAUAACCACGAGAAUUCUGCUGGUGCAUUCGCUGAAUUUGCGCCGGCUCAAUUCAGAGAUCUCUACCCGAAGGUAACGACACCACCCGGUGGCAUUCUCCAUUUCGGCGGGGAGGCGACCAGCGUCCAUCAUGCCUGGGUGCUGGGUGCUUUGAACAGUGCUUAUCGAUGUGUGAAGGAAAUCCUCCUGUCCGAUAUCAGGCGCAAAGAGCUCAUCGCGAAAUUGGAGGAACUGUGGGGCCUAGAUAGCGAGCUCACUACCGAGCUUGUCACCAACCAGGUGAUCGUGGGGCAGAAUCCUUCAGAGUUCAAGUUCGUCUUCAAGCCAACGGGUAGCCUGGAUGGCGUGAAAGUUCAGCCCCGUAUCCCCAAGCGGCUUGCUAUGUUGUUACUCAUCGGGCAUCACAGUGACCCCGAUUCUGGGUAA